AUACUGCGGGGAAAACAAGCGAGGAAAGGGACACGCUGCGACGUAAGAUCGCCGAGGAAACAACGGCUUCUGGAUUUAACGGUUAUGCUGUGUCGAUGAGCCAGGCUUUGAACGAGGGGGAUACUCUGGACGUAAAGCCGAUGGACCAGGAGAUAAACCGCGAGAAUGACAGUCGGCUGCGCGCGAUAUUGGCCAAUUUGUCGGACGACACCUCGAGGACGGAUUUUCUCGGUCAGCUGCGCCGGUGCUUGCUUCUGUCGGCAGCCCGGAAACUGAAUUGCAACAAGAUAUUCGUCGCCGAGUCUGCCGUGGACAUCGCCGCGAAGGUGCUUGGGGACGUGUGCUUGGGCCGAGGCGCGCAGCUCUCCACGCAGGCGAGCUUCUGCGACGCCCGUUGCGCCGACGUCAAGAUACUCAAGCCGAUGAGGGAUUUCGCGCAGCAGGAGCUGAUUUAUUACGCCGAGUACCACAAGAUAAAUUCUGUCAAGCCGAUGCACGCAUCUGGCACGCCACCAUCGGCCACCUCCAUACAAGCGUUGUCACGCGAUUUCACGACGCAACUGGAAUCUCAGUUCUCCGGCACGGUGUCCACCGUAUUCCGCACGGCCGAUAAAAUAAGCCCGAGGGUCGACGGGCCGCGGCGAGGUAUGGAAGACAAUUGCGCGCUGUGUGACGCGCGAUUGGACCUGCCGUCCUCCGGCGGCGAAGUGACCGCCAUGAGGGCGAUCGAGGUUUCCAAGCUGGUGUCGUCCAAGUGCGUCGACGCAAGUUCGCCUGGCAACGAAGAAAACGGAGACUCGAAUUGUCUCCCUCCACCCGACAACAGUGGUUGUUGUAACGAUAAUACUGAGUGCAGUUGUGAGAACAAUAGAAAGGGACAAGUAACCGCGGAGGACGUUUGGAGGCAUCUGUGCUACAGUUGCAGACGGAUAUUUCAAAAUUCAGAGAUUUUACGCAACUCGCCAUCGCCAUUAUUGUUCGCCGUUCAACAGAGAGUAGCUUUAAAAAGUAUGAGAGAGAAAAUUAGUGACUUUUUAUUAUGAAUAAAUGGAGAGACUUUUCACGAUUUAGCGCGCAAGGCCGUAAAACGAGAGGC
This is a messenger RNA of Wasmannia auropunctata (little fire ant), 1096 nucleotides long. Its product is annotated as cytoplasmic tRNA 2-thiolation protein 2-A-like. Gene Ontology annotation, molecular function: tRNA binding; sulfurtransferase activity. The record is from RefSeq and is a predicted model, not a curated record. Lineage: Eukaryota; Metazoa; Arthropoda; Insecta; Hymenoptera; Formicidae. Gene Ontology annotation, biological process: tRNA wobble position uridine thiolation. Gene Ontology annotation, cellular component: cytosol. The annotation marks the transcript as partial. The transcript has a single exon.